AGUAUUAAGUAUAGGAACCUAAAAAUAUCUAGUGUAAAAAUGAAAAGUCCAAACGGAUCAAUUGGAUCGAUUGGCAGCCUGCAAACAUCGGCGGCGCCAAGUUUGUCCGGCAGUAAGACAACAUUGAACCGACCAAAAUCAGAAGAGCCUGAAGAGCCGGAGGAGACAUUUCUCGAAAAAGCAAAAUUCUACACUUCGCUAUGCUUAGGUACAACCGCAAUUUUAUCGAUUUUUGCAUUUCUAUUUCUAAUUCCGUUCGUUGUUGAUCCCGCAAUAUCGACAAUUAUUGCCGAUUAUGAUCCCGUGCCAGUCACUUGUGUGGUUACGGAACAUAUUUAUGCGGAAGGAAUGAAAAACUGUAGCUGGAGUUCAUGUCGUGAGGGUUGCACAACUGCAGCAAUUAGAUGUCAUCAACUAUUGGUGAACUACACACGAAUACCCUUCGAAGAAUGGCAAAGCAAACCCAGGGACAUAGACACUAUCGAGUGGGACGUAAGUGAUACGAAAUUCCUGAUUAACUCUGAAGGUUGCGGAUAUCCGCCACGAGUUAAUUGCAGUGUAUUCGCAAAACAGCAUGGAUACUCGCACGUUGGUGAGCCGUUCCCAUGCUACUACAGUCGAGCUUAUCCUGAAGUUGUAAUUGGACGUUACUCUUGGGAGGAUAAUCUCAAGCAUUUAAUCCUGUCGCUGAUAAUCCCCAAUGUCAUAUUUGCUGUUUCGAUUGGUGUGCUCAGCUACUGGUAUUGUCCGUGUUGUGAUAAGGCGUGCCACAAAUCGUCUAGGGUUUAUGCUGAGAAAUUUCCAGUGAAAGAAGACAAACUUUUGUGCCGCAGUGAUGACGAAGAUGAACUGGAGUAUUAGUCAACCGAAAAAAAUGUAGUAGAAAAAUUAAUUAGAAAUUAUCAAUCUCUAACGGCGAAAUUAGUUAAUAGAAAUUUCUUUUUAAAUUUGCCAAACUUUCAAUAGUUGUAUAAAUACAUACAUGAACAGCGUAGAUAAAAGUGAACAAUUAAAUGAGAUAUUUUUCCACAUAUUUGCACGUAAUUAACAUAUUAAAAGUGAUUUUUUAUAAUUUCUUUCUUACAAGAUAAUAAUAUACAUAAUAUACAUGUACUUAAGCUUUAAAUAGUGAAUAUAAAAAGAGCAAACCAUACAUUUGUAAGGAAAUAACACUUGUAAGAUAUUUGUUAGCUUCCAAGUAGGAUUAAGCCGACGCUUUACAGCUUGCUUGUUUGCGUGAACCGGAGAACACCCUUAUUGUAAAUUUGUUAGCAGUAGAAAGAAUUAUUUCAAAAUAAGAUCUAAAUCUACUUUACUUCCUCCAAUAAUAUUAUACAAUCCGAAUAUGGUCAGGAGAAAGAUACAACUUCUGAAUCAGAGUUCGAAAUUAGAUGCAGACUUUCGCAGCUAUUUACUCUCAAUUCGAGGCUUUUCCAAUCUAUUUCCGUUGAGGUCUUGCAGUUUUAUUAUCCCUAAAGUUCCUACUUUCUCUCCACUCUGAAUGACGAGGGAUGUCAUGCUGCUUAGUAGCAUGAACUCCAUAUGAAGGAAGCAAAGUAUAAAUUUUAAGACAUUGUGAUAUAGAAUUAAAUUGAUGUCAAACUGCUACAAAUUUGUGCAGGCGAAGAUAAAUUCAAAAAGGAUUAAGCUGAUCUCAAGCACAUAAUUUCACUUCAAUAAUUAAUAGCCUUUUAACGUACUUAUAAAGAAUGAAAUGUAUUCAAUGUAAUGCAAUACUCACACGUACAUAUCUCAUAAGCAUCCAUUUUCACUAUAAUUUCAGAAUGUGACAAUACUUUCAAAAAACAUUUCAGUUGGCUUCUGUGUGUUUUUCUCGAUUUUCCGCAUUUUGAUUUCAUUUUAUCAACAAUUUACUUUAAACAGGUUUACAAGGGCAUUUUCGUAGAAAAGUGAAAUGAAAUCGCAUCAAACUGAAUCGCGACGGUGUAAGCAAAUUAAAGAUAGAAUUAGCUACACUUGAUGCUUAUAAGUUACAUAAUUAUGAGGAUUCUGUACAUACAUACAUAUGUUGUUGAAUUUGUUUGUGUUUAUCGAAAUUGAAUGGACAAUACAUCGAAACUUAGUUUUUAUAAAAAUAAAAUUACAUUUAAUCACAAGUGGAAAUGCAUUCUGUUCAAAUUUUCAUAAAAUUCGCAAAUCACAAGAACAAAAAAAAAUCUAAUGCAAUUGCAGCGAAAACUAAAUUUCGAAUAUAAUUAAAAACAAAUUUAUUUUAACAAUCUUUAGAAAAUAUAUUCCAGAGAAUACUUUCUUGCAAUUAAGAAAUACUUUGUCAAAAGAGUUCAAUAAAAACGGCUAAUGCAAUCUAU
This is a messenger RNA of Hermetia illucens (black soldier fly), 2330 nucleotides long. It is a transcript of the gene Teh2, whose product is annotated as protein tipE. Gene Ontology annotation, molecular function: sodium channel regulator activity. The coding region runs from base 40 to 861 and encodes 273 amino acids. The record is from RefSeq and is a predicted model, not a curated record. Lineage: Eukaryota; Metazoa; Arthropoda; Insecta; Diptera; Stratiomyidae. Gene Ontology annotation, biological process: regulation of sodium ion transport. The transcript has 5 exons.